Molecule: messenger RNA, 1195 nt
Organism: Alexandromys fortis (reed vole)
Lineage: Eukaryota; Metazoa; Chordata; Mammalia; Rodentia; Cricetidae
Product: serine/threonine-protein phosphatase 2A 55 kDa regulatory subunit B delta isoform-like
Exons: 1
Coding region: 26-1195 (389 amino acids)
Cellular component (GO): protein phosphatase type 2A complex; cytosol
Molecular function (GO): protein binding; protein phosphatase regulator activity
Source: RefSeq, a predicted model, not a curated record
CAGCUGGGUGCGUCCCACCCGCUCCAUGGCAGGAGCCGGAGGAGGCGGCUGCCCGAUGGGCGGCAACGACUUCCAGUGGUGCUUCUCGCAAGUGAAGGGCGCUGUCAACGAGGACGUGGCGGAAGCCGACAUCAUCUCCACCGUUGAGUUUAACUACUCUGGAGACCUUCUUGCAACAGGAGACAAAGGUGGCAGAGUUGUUAUUUUCCAGCGGGAACAAGAGAAUAAAGGCCGCACUCACUCUAGGGGAGAGUACAAUCUUUACAGUACCUUUCAGAGUCAUGAGCCAGAGUUUGACUAUUUGAAAAGUCUAGAAAUUGAAGAAAAAAUUAAUAAAAUCAGGUGGUUACCGCAACAGAAUGCUGCUCAUUUUCUACUCUCUACAAAUGAUAAAACUAUUAAAUUAUGGAAAAUAAGUGAACGGGAUAAAAGAGCAGACGGUUAUAACUUGAAAGAUGAAGAUGGACGACUUCGAGACCCAUUUAGAAUUACGGCACUACGGGUUCCAAUAUUGAAGCCCAUGGACCUUAUGGUAGAAGCAAGUCCACGACGAAUUUUUGCAACUGCUCAUACAUAUCACUUUAAUUCCAUUUCAGUAAAUAGUGAUCAUGAAACAUAUCUCUCUGCAGAUGAUCUGAGAAUUAACCUAUGGCAUUUAGAAAUCACAGAUAGAAGCUUCAACAUUGUGGACAUCAAGCCAACUAACAUGGAGGAGCUGACAGAAGUCAUCACUGCCGCUGAGUUCCACCCACACCAGUGCAAUGUGUUCGUCUAUAGCAGUAGCAAGGGGACCAUCAGGCUGUGUGACAUGCGCUCCUCUGCCCUGUGUGACAGGCAUGCCAAGUUUUUUGAAGAGCCAGAAGACCCCAGCAGUAGAUCCUUUUUCUCAGAAAUAAUCUUGUCUAUAUCUGACGUCAAGUUCAGCCACAGUGGUCGGUACAUGAUGACCAGAGACUAUCUGUCGGUAAAGGUAUGGGACCUCAACAUGGAGGGCAGGCCUGUCGAGACCCACCAGGUACAUGAGUACCUGCGAAGCAAGCUCUGCUCCUUGUAUGAGAAUGACUGCAUCUUUGACAGGUUCGAGUGCUGCUGGAACGGUUCAGACAGUGCCAUUAUGACGGGGUCCUACAACAACUUCUUCAGAAUGUUUGAUAGAAACACGCAGAGGGAUGUUACACUGGAAGCCUCGAGAUGA